AUCCAGUACAUUUUAGUGCAAUCGCAAUGAUGUUGAUUAGGCAACGAAUCGGAUUGAUCUACCGGCUGGCCGUAAACACCAGUGUUCGCACAUGCACGAAGGACACCAAGGGCGGACCCCAUCAUCGUCCGGAGGAAGCAGAAGGGGACACGGAAAAUGACCACCAUCAGCGUAAAAGUUCCGAAACGCGUGUGGCCUUGCGGACGCCGCUUUUCGAACACGUCUCCACCAAGGAUAAGAAGACCUACAUCGAGAUGGUGCGGGUGUUUGAAGGCCGGAGUGUCCACCGGAGGAAUCACGUAGAGUUCAUCUAUGCCGCGCUCAAGCACAUGGAAGAGUUCGGCGUGCACAAGGAUCUGGAAGUGUACAAAUCGUUGAUCAACGUGAUGCCCAAAGGGAAGUUCAUUCCGACGAACAUCUUCCAGGCGGAAUUCAUGCACUACCCAAGGCAGCAGCAGGUCAUCAUCGAUCUGCUGGAGCAGAUGGAGGACAACGGCGUCAUUCCAGACUACGAGAUGGAAUCGAUGUUGGUCAACGUGUUCGGCAAGAAAGGCCAUCCGGUGCGCAAAUACUGGCGCAUGAUGUACUGGAUGCCGAAGUUCAAGAAUUUGUCCCCGUGGCCACUGCCCAAUCCGGUCCCGGACGAUUCCCUAGACCUGGCCAAGAUGGCAGUGGAACGAAUGUGCUCGGUGGACUUGCUGUCGCAAAUCACGCUGUUCGAUACGGAAAACGUUCCGGAUGCGAUAGAUCACACGUGGAUCGUGAGUGGACAAAGUUCGGAACAGCAGGAACUGUUGGCCCGGCAUCAGCAGAAGCCGGUUUUCAUCGAGGGACCGUUCGUGAUAUGGCUGCGGAAUCGAUCGAUCAACUAUUUCCUGCUGAAAAGUGAAUCCAAUCCACCGGCGCCGAAGGACGAGGAGGAUUUGGACGAUGUCCGCAAUAUUAGGAUUCCAUUCGUGGGCAUUGGCAUGAGUCACUCGGAAGCGCCUCCCAAGAACAAGGUAGCCCUACAGCGAUCCAUCCACGAGCAGGACGAUGGAACGAUAUUUGCCAUCUGCUGUACCGGUUCUUCGACGAAGGAUUCCUUGCUGUCCUGGGUUCGAUUGCUGGAGAAACACGGAAACCCCUGCUUAGGCCGCAUGCCAGUGCUGUUCAAGUUCACUUCGCAAGUGGCGGACCGGCUGAAGGUGGCUGCACCGGACGGAGAAACCGAUGGCGAUGGGAAGUCUAAGGAAGCCGAACUGGGGUCUUAGUGGCAGGGGAGCUCUUGUAGAAGCAAUAAAUGCCUGUAAAUACAAAA
Aedes aegypti (yellow fever mosquito) is the source of this 1300-nucleotide messenger RNA. It is a transcript of the gene ECSIT, whose product is annotated as evolutionarily conserved signaling intermediate in Toll pathway, mitochondrial. NCBI's taxonomy places the organism in Eukaryota, Metazoa, Arthropoda, Insecta, Diptera, Culicidae. The record is from RefSeq and is a predicted model, not a curated record. Gene Ontology annotation, cellular component: mitochondrion. Gene Ontology annotation, molecular function: protein binding. Bases 27 to 1253 code for a protein of 408 amino acids. The transcript is spliced from 2 exons.